Molecule: messenger RNA, 1497 nt
Organism: Exophiala mesophila
Lineage: Eukaryota; Fungi; Ascomycota; Eurotiomycetes; Chaetothyriales; Herpotrichiellaceae
Exons: 3
Coding region: 1-1497 (498 amino acids)
Biological process (GO): L-glutamate transmembrane transport
Cellular component (GO): plasma membrane
Molecular function (GO): glutamate:sodium symporter activity; L-glutamate transmembrane transporter activity; neutral L-amino acid transmembrane transporter activity
Source: RefSeq, a predicted model, not a curated record
AUGAAGGAGGGUAUUGAACAAGCUACCGAGGGCGAGCAGCAGCAGGUGGGAGACCGCAGCAACUCCAGGUCGCCCCAUAGUACGCUGAGAAAUGGCGAGACCGCCGAGUAUGAUGUCGAGACCAGGAAUGAAAACUUUGGUCAACGACUAUGGCGAAAUUUCAAGACGCCCGGCUCGGCCUUGCAGAUCGUUGCCGCUGCUGCAGUAGCCAUUGCGAUUGGUAUGGCUGUCACCUCGACCGUCGACGACAUUCCUGAAGCAGCGCCCGUCCUGCUCCAAAUUCCUGGAGACCUAUGGCUUCGUGCACUUAGAGCAACAGUGCUUCCUUUGAUCAUCACCGCCAUGAUUCUUGCUGUCCAGAACCUCAAGACAAUGGCAAAGGAGGGUGCCCAACUGGCUCGCUGGACUGUGGGCUAUUAUGUCCUCACCACCAUCAUGGCCAUCGUCCACAGCUUGAUCAUGGUGGAUCUCGUUUGGAGACGUCUCAUGGUCGUGGCCAGUGAUGAGAGUUUGGGCGUCGAUCCAGACGACCAAGCAACCAUUGACGAACGGUCUGGCAAUGAGGUUCACGACAUCGUCGUCCAAGUCUUCCGAUCAUUCAUCCCCAACAACGUCGUCGCCGCCCUGGCUCAAGAUAGUUUGCUUGCUGUUCUUGUUUCGUCGAUUGUUGUGGGUUGUCUGAUCCGCGGACCUGAUUCAUCUCUGCUUAGAGCCGUCAAGGAAGUGGAGAGAAUCAUCACCAUCAUCAUUACCUUCUUGAUCUAUCUUGCACCCGUCGGUGUCUUCUUCCUGAUUCUCUCAAAUCUCAUGACCCUCAACAUUGCAGACAUUGGACAGAAUCUCGGUGUCUUAAUUGGUGGAUCCAUCAGCGGCAUGGUGAUUCAGUUGUUCAUUCUCUUGCCCAUCAUCUUCUAUUCCUUUACCAGGAUCAACCCAUAUACAUACUGGGCCAAAUGUUCUCCAGCAUGGAUUACUGCCUGGGGUACUGCCUCGUCGGCGGCCACUUUGCCUGUCACCAUCCGACAAGUACGAGCAAGAGGCGUUCCUGAGACAAUCAACAAGUUUUCCGUGCCCUUGGGUUGUUUGAUCAACAUGGACGGAACUGCCAUCUAUUUCCCCAUGGUGGUGACUUUCCUCGCUGCCACGCAGGGACAGCGACUCAACGCUGGCGACUAUACCAUCGUGGCACUGUUGUCAACUUUGUCGUCGAUCGCGGCGACCCCAAUUCCCAGCUCGUCGCUGGUGUUGACCGUCAUGAUCGCCCAAUCGGUCAACGUGGAGAUCACAGGCAUGUAUGCUGUCGUGGUUGCCAUCGAUUGGUUCAUUGAUCGUUUCCGUACGGCGACCAAUGUCAGCGGUGAUCUAUUUGCCGCCAAGAUUCUCGAGAAGGUCACUGGCAUUGUCGACAAGGACGACCCUGCUGAGUAUGCCUCCUCUGAUGGCCACGAGUAUGUCGGUGAAGCGACCACUGAAACCGACAACUCGAAGAGGGUUUAG